This is a messenger RNA of Chilo suppressalis (striped riceborer), 2301 nucleotides long. The record is from the annotation of a GenBank genome assembly. NCBI's taxonomy places the organism in Eukaryota, Metazoa, Arthropoda, Insecta, Lepidoptera, Crambidae.
AGCUUCAACUAAUUUCUGACAAAACAAUCGCAAAACUGCGCAAAACUUAACUCAAGUGAGCGAUAAACUGCGAAAGAAAAGAAACUCUUGACUUAAUCCAAAAUAAAGUAUUGUCAAAGUAUUUGCAAAAUUUGACUUCAUUCUAUAAAUUCUGGAUUAUAUUAAAAAAUGUUUGCUUCACGCGUAAAACUACAACACUGUGUUUUAAAUGUUAAUAGGUUAUAUUUCGGCUCUUACAAAAACGUGAAAUAUUUAUCUGCAUGUCACAAUUUAAAUAAUAACCGGUAUGAUCACAGGCUUUCAACAAAUGUGAGACUCUUCAGUACUGCAACAGAGCAAGCAGAAAUAUCAAAAGGAAAUAUUGAAAAGAAAGAAUUUCAGGCUGAAACAAGAAUGCUUCUGGAUAUAGUGGCUAGAUCAUUAUAUUCAGAUAAAGAAGUGUUCAUCAGAGAAUUAAUAUCAAAUGCAAGUGAUGCAUUAGAAAAGUUCCGUUAUUUGUCUGUGAGUGGAGCUCCUGACUCUAAUAAUUUGGUAGAAACUGAUCGUGCUUUGGAAAUAAAACUCAUAACAGAUAAACAAAACAGAACUCUUAUAUUCCAGGAUUCUGGUAUAGGUAUGACUAAAGAUGAGCUUACUUCAAAUCUUGGCACCAUUGCUCGCUCUGGGUCAAAGUCAUUUAUAGAGGAAAUAAAAAAACAAGGUGCAGAACAAGCUAGUUCUAUUAUAGGCCAAUUUGGUGUUGGAUUCUAUUCUGCAUUUAUGGUAGCAGAUAAGAUUGAAGUAUUUACACGUAGUAGCCAGUUAGGCUCUCCUGGCUAUAAAUGGUCAUCUGAUGGAUCAGGGACAUAUGAAAUACAAGAAGUAGAAGGUGUGCCAGUAGGAACAAAAAUUAUUGUACAUUUAAAAACUGACUGCAGGGAAUUUGCUGAUGAUGACACUGUCAAAAGUAUAAUAAAAAAAUACAGUAACUUCAUUGGAAGCCCAAUUCUAUUAAAUAAUGAACAGGUCAAUUCUAUUAAGCCCCUUUGGUUAAUGGAGCCUAAAGAAGUGACACCAGAGCAACAUACAGAAUUUUACAAAUUCAUAAGUAAUUCAUAUGACAAGCCACGUUUCACUCUUCAUUAUAAAACUGAUGCACCUCUUAGUAUUAGAUCAAUUCUUUAUGUACCUGAAGGCAAACCAGGCCUCUUUGAGCUUUCACGAGAUUCUGAUGUAGGAGUGGCACUUUAUUCUAGAAAAAUAUUGAUCAAAAGUAAAGCUGAAAAUAUUUUACCUAAAUGGUUACGCUUUGUAAAAGGUGUUGUUGAUUCCGAAGACAUUCCAUUAAAUCUCAGUCGAGAGCUUUUACAGAAUAGUGCAUUGAUAACUAAACUAAGAACUGUUUUAACAAAUAGAUUUCUGAAAUUUAUGAUUGAAAUGGCCCAAAAAGAUCCAGUGGGAUAUGAAGCUUUUUAUAGAGACUAUUGCAUAUUUAUGAAGGAAGGAAUUGUAACCAGCCAAAGUGCCAUAGAAAAGGAAGAAAUUUCAAAACUGUUACGUUUCGAAUCAUCAAAAUUAGAAAACGGCACAAGAACGUCGCUUUCGGAUUACAGCGCUCGCCAAAAGAACGAUCAAAAAUGUAUUUACUAUUUAGCAGCUCCAAGUCGUGAACUGGCACAAUCGUCACCCUAUUAUGAAUCUCUGAAGAAACGUGAUGUUGAGGUUCUGUUUUGCUACGAAAUGUAUGACGAGCUAGUACUACUUGAAUUAAAAGAGUUUGGUGGAAGACAGUUAGUAUCCGUAGAAAACGACAUGCAAAAAGAUCCUGCUGACACACCAGACUCUGUUAUCGGAAGUGAAAGCUUGCAACAGUCCCAAAUUGAUGAGGUCAUAUCCUUCUUGAAAACAAACUUGGUUGGCAAAGUAUUCGAAGUUCGUACAACACAAAGAUUAGACACGCACCCUUGUGUUAUCAUUGUGCCAGAAAUGGCAGCAGCCAGGCAUUUCAUCCGUACGCAAGCACAGAGUCUUAGCGAAGAAAACAGAUUCGCUCUCUUGAGACCGCAAUUGGAAAUCAACGCCAAACAUCCGAUUAUCAAAAAACUUCAUAAACUAGUCUCUACUGACAAGGAACUUGCAAACAUGGUCGCACAACAGCUGUUUUCAAAUGCAAUGGUAACUGCCGGCCUGAUAAUGGAUCCAAGGAAUUUGAUAACACAUAUUAAUGAUCUUUUGGUUAAAGCUUUAGAGAAACAUUGAAUAUUCUUACUGUUACUAUGUUUAUUUAUUUGAUAAUGUUAAUAAUAAAAAUCCUACAUGUUC